Molecule: messenger RNA, 887 nt
Organism: Aspergillus pseudotamarii
Lineage: Eukaryota; Fungi; Ascomycota; Eurotiomycetes; Eurotiales; Aspergillaceae
Exons: 3
Coding region: 79-807 (242 amino acids)
Source: RefSeq, a predicted model, not a curated record
UUUAGACUCCUCUAUAUUCCCCCUUCACUCUUUAGACCUUCAAGCAAGAGCCUCUUCACCCCCCAUCCAUCCCCAACCAUGUCCCCAUUCCGACGUCUCAAUCACUUCAUACCACCCAAAGUCUUGACAUUCUGCAAAUACACCGUGAUAACAGGCAUAACCGGAGCCACAACCUGGCAGCUAUGGUCACGACACUGUUACUUCGAGCCCUUCGGUCCUGACAGUGAUGUUUUGUUUCAGAGCAAGUAUUUCCAGAGAUUUAAUCCGAAUAAACAUCCCUCGCUGGAUGAUUCGUGCGUACGGAAGGUUCCUAUAUCAGAAGUCAAACCUGAGCUGGUUGAGGAUUUCCAUAAUGGUGGGUCGAGGCUUUUGGAAAGCUUCUGUGGGGGUGUUUGGGGUGGAUAUGGCUACGCAAUCCAACGGAAGAUUCUCACAUUCCUAUGCAAGGAUAGAACCAAUGAGGCCAUGCUAUGGAGUAAGGAGCAGUUGCUUGCUAGCUCUUAUGACGAAGGAACAAUCGUAACAGAUCACUUUAUCGUCCUGCAAAAAAAGCCCAGAUCUAUCGUCAUGCGGGGUGGAUUAUCCCCGACAGAGGACCUAGAUAAACCCCGUGAAAUGGAUAAUAUUUCGGAAAUCACUGUCGAUAUUGACACCAAGGAAGGAGUGGCUGAGUUCCGAUUGAAGAAUAUCUUUUUCAAUGGUGUGAAGCAUACGACUGAGGCACUUUUCCCGCCUCCUGUGGUAUGGUUGCAUUUUCAGUAUUGUAAGUUGCUGGUUGAGGCUGGGGUUGGUUAUUGUAUGGGGUAGGAUGGGGAUAGGGUAGUGACUCAUUGUUUCAGUUUGGUAGAUUUUUGAGAUUUGUUGGUUUUGGACGAAGUAUUUGUGGG